Messenger RNA from Scaptodrosophila lebanonensis, 950 nucleotides. Its product is annotated as sentrin-specific protease 8-like. Bases 1 to 786 code for a protein of 261 amino acids. Gene Ontology annotation, biological process: proteolysis. The record is from RefSeq and is a predicted model, not a curated record. The transcript has 2 exons. Gene Ontology annotation, molecular function: deNEDDylase activity; cysteine-type peptidase activity. Lineage: Eukaryota; Metazoa; Arthropoda; Insecta; Diptera; Drosophilidae.
AUGCCGCGGAAUAACGCGAAAAGCAAGCGCGCGAAGCGACAGGCACAAGCGGCUGCCUCGGCGACGACCGAGGAGAGUGAAGCCACAGAGGCGGUGGAAUCAGAUUCGACGCUCCAUUGCUCCACAUCGCACAGAAAGGUGACCACGUCCCGGGCCGAUCCAGUCUCGCUGAAGAUCGACGUGAACUCUUUGCGGAUGUCGGACGUGCAGCUCCUGCACGGCCCGCACUGGCUGAACGAGGCGCUAAUGAACUUCUACUUUGCUUACCUCGCCGAGAUGAAGUACAAGGGGAACAAGGACUUUCUGUUCAUCACUCCCGAGAUGGGACAGUGCAUGCUCUACAUGGACGAACAGGAGCUGCAGGCGCUGCUGGUGACACAGCACGACGCGCGGCGCAAGCCGUUCAUCUUCAUUGCGCUGGGCGACAGCAAGUCGAACGAGCUGGGGGGCGCAUACUGGUCGCUUCUGGUGGUCUCCCGGCCGGACAAGUGCUUCUUCCACUUCGACUCGUAUGGCGGGAAUCACACGAGCACUUCCAUUGAGCUGAUGAACAACGUGAAGGAUGUGCUGGACAUGCGUCAGGCGCGCUUUCGUCCCAUGCGCUGCCUCCAGCAAUCCAAUGGAUACGACUGCGGCAUCCACGUCAUUUGCAUGGCCGACCAGAUAGCUGACUAUGUGAAUCGCUACGAGAGCGUCGAUGGCCUGCCCCCCUUGCAGCUCGACGUGGUCAAGGCGAAGCGCUCCGACCUCCUCAAGUUGAUCCACUCUCUUGGAGGGCGUACCUAGUACCUAAGACACUCCUCCUAUUCGCCACAUGGAAGCGGGAGCGGGAUCGGGUGCUCGCAGAAGUCUCAGGCAAAACGGGAUCGAUUUGCGUGAUCUGUGUUUGGCUUAAGCUCAAUAUUAAUUAAUUACUAUUAUGGAAUAAAUCGAAUAUAUAUAGCAAAUCA